CUCAGAUGGAGCGGACUUAGCGGAAGUGCAAGAAGCGGGCCCACUACGACCUUCUCGACUCGAUCAAAACCGUUUUCAACCGGCGGCGGUGGAGAACGCAGGCGCGAACGCUGCGAAAUUGUUACCGCUGCGCAUGCGCAGACAGGCCGUACUUGUUGUUGCGGUGGCUCGGCUUAAUUACUAGCGCCCCCCGCCUUGGGAGCCCGGAUCUUAGUGGUUUGUCUGCAUUUUUCAUCGGUCGCCAGUGUGUGUGCGCUAGUGGCCAUCUCUCUGGGAAAACAUUCUUCCCGAGCGGAGCUUUCUUUUUGUGUAUAACAAAAGAGAACUAGGCAAAAACCAAACGUAAACAAGGCAUCGCGAACUUGUGCAAUCCAGCGACAAAAACAAAAGACCCGCGACUUGGUGGUUCCCAAGCCACAAAAAACAAAAAAAAAUAUAAAAAACGACGGUUGAAGUGCAAUUUACAAGCAGCGCCCAAAUCAGAAAGAAAAUCGAAAUGGAAGCGUGGAAACAACUGACAAACGGGGGGCGUUUUCUGCUGGUUCUCUUGAUCUGCACCUCCCACUUGGCCCACCGAAUUUCCGCCUGGCGCCCCUGUCCGGAGCUCAGUCCCGCCCUGCGAUUGCCGUGCAGAUGCAAUGUGGUUCCGUUUGCGGCGACUGGUCAACUCGGAGCCGUGGCCAUGGACUGCGAUCGCGUUGUCUUCCACGGCGAUGCACCGCAGCUGCCUUAUGGAGCGCCCAUCGUGGCGUAUACGCAACGCCACAGCGGCCAACAGGUGCUGCCCGCCCAGACAUUUGGCCAACUGAAACUGACUAUUGAGGAGCUGGAUCUAUCUUACAAUCUGAUCCGAAGAAUUCCGGAGAAAGCAUUUGAUGGGCUGAAGGAUUCACUAAACGAAUUGCGUUUGGCAAACAAUUUGUUAGGUGACAACCUAAAUCCCAUCUUUUCCACUGCCGAAUUGCACGUGCUGAAGAACCUACGCCUUUUGGAUUUAUCCGGAAACAAGAUCAAGUUGAUCGAGGAGGGCCUUUUAAAGGGCUGCAUGGAUCUGAAGGAGUUCUACAUCGAUCGCAAUAGCUUAACAACAGUACCUACAAAUUCUCUAAAUGGACCCAGUGCCCUGAGGCACCUGUCGCUGCGCCAUAACCAGAUUGGAUCACUCCUACCGGACUCUUUCAACGCCCAACGUCAGUUGGAGAUUAUCGAUCUUCGUCACAAUGUUAUUCGCAUUAUCGACAGUCAGGCCUUCAAGGGAUUGCAGAAAAUUCGGGAAAUCAAACUGGCUGGAAAUCGGAUUAGUAAUCUGAACAGCGACGUUUUUGAGAAGUUGCCGUCUUUGCAAAAAUUGGAUUUAUCUGAGAACUUCUUCAACCAGUUUCCCACGGUGGCCAUGGCAGCAGUUCCCGGAGUAAAGCACCUUAAUCUGUCCUCAAAUAUGUUACAGCAAUUGGACUACACCCACAUGCAAGUGGUGAGGGCCUUAGAAAGUCUGGAUAUUAGUCGCAACAGCAUAACCAGUAUAACACCAGGAACUUUCCGGGAGAUGGGUGCUCUCAAGUACCUGGAUCUGAGUUUGAACUCAUUGAGAACAAUCGAAGAUGAUGCCUUAGAGGGGUUGGACAGCCUGCAAACCCUUAUUAUCAAGGAUAAUAAUAUUCUUUUGGUGCCCGGAAGUGCCCUGGGUCGUCUACCCCAAUUGACAUCACUUCAGCUGGACUACAAUAGAGUGGCUGCUCUUUCUGCAGAGAUCCUUGGAUCGAUUCAAGCUGGAGAUGUAACCACUCUGUCAUUAUCCAGGAACGUUAUUCGCGAAUUACCGCCCAACAGUUUCCAGAUGUUUAGCAGUCUGAACUCCUUGGAUCUCUCUGGGAAUUCCUUGGCUUUGAUUAAUGCGGAUACUUUUGCUGGGCUGGAGAGCACUUUGAUGGCCUUGAAGCUAUCUCAAAACAGACUUACGGGUUUGGGAGGAGCGCCCUGGGUUCUACCCGAGUUAAGAAGUCUAGAUCUGAGUGGGAAUACGCUCACCGAGUUACCCAUUAACAUUUUUGAGGAGCUGGAGAACCUGCAAUCACUCAACCUGAGCGGAAAUCAUUUGACUCCUCUGAAUGGAGCUCUCCUCAAACCUUUGGAUCGCCUUCAAGUCAUCGAUUUAAGUCGCUGUAAUAUUCGCCAAAUAAGUGGAGACCUCCUGGCAGGAUUGCAGGACCUGAAGCACAUUUACCUUAAUGACAAUCAAUUGCAGGAGUUACAGGAUGGCAGUUUUGUGAAUCUAUGGAAUAUUAGCUCCAUCGAUCUUUCUAACAACCGCAUUGGGUCCAUUCGUACCGGUGCCUUUGUGAAUGUGAUGAAGUUGAAAAAGCUGAAUCUUCAUGGAAAUCAGUUGUCUGCCUUCAAGGGAGAAUAUUUUAACACGGGUACUGGAAUUGAGGAACUGGAUAUUUCAGAUAACCAACUGAGCUACCUGUUCCCCUCAUCCUUUAGGAUUCAUCCGAGAUUAAGGGAGAUUCGAGCGGCCAACAAUAAGUUUUCCUUCUUUCCGGCGGAACUUAUUUCCUCCCUCCAAUAUCUCGAGCAUAUCGACCUCUCUCAUAAUCAACUGAAAACCAUUGAGGAACUGGACUUUGCAAGAUUACCGCGACUUCGAGUUCUCCUCGUUGCCAAUAACCAAUUGGAUAUGGUCAGCGAAAUGGCCUUCCACAAUUCCACGCAACUUCAGAUUUUGGAUCUGGCCCAUAACAAUCUGGAUCGCAUUGGAGAGCGGACUUUCGAGGGCUUAGUGCGGUUGGAGCAACUCAACCUUGAGGGCAACCGGUUGUCAGAGCUUUCGGAUGGAGUCUUCGAGCGCUCAAAGCUACAGAUGUUGGAGAAUAUCAACCUGGCUCACAAUCGCUUUGAAUAUGCUCCCUUGAAUGCCCUGCAGAGACAGUUCUUCUUUGUGUCUUCUGUAGAUCUGAGUCAUAACAAGAUCAAGGAAUUACCCGGAGAUGACAGCAUAAUGGUGAACAUAAAAAGGAUUGACCUCUCCUUUAAUCCAUUGAGUGCCAAGGCAGUACGCAAUGUACUCAAUGAGCCCAAAACUGUGAGGGAACUCAGUUUGGCGGGAACGGGUAUUGAGCAGUUGGAUCUCCUGGAGACACCCUUCCUGCAGUUCCUUAAUCUCUCUCACAACAAACUGAAGAAUGUUAGGCCAGAGGUGUUCCAAAGAGUGACUCUGUUGGAAACCUUAGACCUCUCCAGCAAUGAGCUGGAAUCCCUAGACGAUCUAUCCGGUGCUUGGCCUCAACUACAGGUGCUUCAAACCCUGGAUGUGUCCAAUAACAGCUUUGAAAUCGUUUCGCAAUCCAACUUUGGUAAGCUGGAGAUGCUGAGGUCCUUGAGUUUGAAUCAUCUGCCCCUGUGCACGAGGAUUGAGAAGAAUGCCUUUAGGCAACUGCCCAAUCUGAUCAACCUGGAGGCCUAUGAUCUUCCUUUGCUGGGCUACCUGGAUCUUCAGGGCAUCUUGGAGCUUCUGCCUGGCUUGGAAACUCUUGAUAUUGAAGUUAAGGACUCCAGCAUAGGAAGUGAGCAAAUUCAGCCUCUAAAACAUCCUCGUCUCAAGAGUUUGGGAAUCAGGGGUGAGAGAUUGAAGUCCAUAUCUUCUGGAACCUUGGCGGGACUGAAGAGCAGUGACCUGAGUGUCCAGUUAAGGAACACAUCCUUAAGUGCUCUGCCACCAGCGUUGCUCUUUCCGGUGCCACGAUCCUCCCAUCUCAACCUGGAUGUGGAGGGAUCCAAGAUCACAGUGCUGGUGCCACAGUUUCUGAAUGCUCUGGAAGAUCGCAGAGCGAGUUUGCAGCUAAAAGGAUUGGAAAGCAAUCCUGUAGUCUGCGAUUGUAAUGCUCGAGCCCUCCGGCGUUGGCUUCCCAAUUCGGGAAUGCCGGAUGUGACCUGUGCUUCGCCUGCGUUUCUGGUCAACCGAAAGCUUAUUGAAGUUGGGGAUGAUGAACUGACCUGUGAUGCCCGCAGAAUGACUUCCUCCACCUCAAGACCCACUGCUUCAGUGCCGCAUAUGCUUAAGACAUCCAGUCAGUUGGUGACCAGGAGCAGCUCCACCACCGAAGAACCGCUGAUUAUCUGGAGUCUGGAACCCACACAGCCACCUAGCCUGAAGAAGAUUAAGACCAAGGCUCCCCUGAUGAAGGCACAAUCUCCGAUCAUUAGCAAUGACGAUACUCUGAUCAUAGGAAUCGUGGGAGGAGUGGUGGCCUUCAUAGCCAUACUCAUCAUUAUCAUCUGCAUCAUAAGGCUGCGCAUGAGCAACGCCGAGUACCAGCAGAAUGCAGCGAUGAUUGGUCUUCCGGCUGGCAUGCAAAUGGGAGCCCAUAAUGCAGCCUACAAUUACAAGAAUGGAGCGGGAGCAGCCCUGUACGCAGUGCCUCCUUACCAAGCGAGCUACGCAACGCUGCCCCACAAGGCGGCCUCCAUCCAUCAGUCCAGUCAGAAUCUAUCCCAGCGACAGCAGCAACAGCAGCAGCAGCAACAGGUUGCUGCGGCGGCGGCUGCCUACUCGACCAUGUCCCGCAUGUCGUACUUCAGUGGAGCGGGCGGAGGAGCCGGCGGAAAUGGCGAUGGAGCCGAAAGCCUCACGCACCAGCAUCCGCACCAGCAUCAGCCCUAUAUCAUAUACUCGGACGACAAGGCCUACAGAUAAGCCAGCCGAUCUGGGGUGGUGCUUUAUCUUUCCACACACUCCUCCAUUCUGUCCAUUUUUCAAUCUUAGUCAGUCAGUCAGGCGCAUCGCCGCAAACAGGUUCUACAUUAUAUCGCCGCUCUCAGCCAACGUUGUAUAUAGACUUUAAAAAACAUUCUUACUGUAACCCUAACUAUAUCUAUUUCUAACCAUAAUUAAGUGCAAGCAAAUCGCUUAUGCGGAAUAAACAAAUCUAGUAUAAUACACA
Messenger RNA from Drosophila ficusphila, 4940 nucleotides. Its product is annotated as chaoptin. Bases 497 to 4693 code for a protein of 1398 amino acids. Gene Ontology annotation, molecular function: protein binding. The transcript has 7 exons. NCBI's taxonomy places the organism in Eukaryota, Metazoa, Arthropoda, Insecta, Diptera, Drosophilidae. The record is from RefSeq and is a predicted model, not a curated record.